CAGUAUACCUUUGUGAGUUUUGUUCAUAAUACCGGCCAGUCCAACAGCGCAAGCUUGUGAUUUGCAGGGCUACGUUAGGAAUUCACAACUCAUACUAUUUUCAAAUUUUGGCCAGUACCGGUAUGCAUGGUAUGGCCAUUCAGCGAUUGGCGACCAUGGAUCAGAUUCCUGAAUUCCGUGUCUGUCCUGCUUGGGAAUGAUCAUUAGUAACUGGAUAGACUCAACUGAUUCAGGAACUAAGUCUGCAAGUCAACGUUGGUAGGCUGAAUUUCUUGCUUUUGGUCAUAAUUUAAAAGAUAUUUGGGAAGGAAAUUUGUAGGCUUUUAUAAUAACAAAAUGACCACUGAUCAGACCAGACAAAUUUUUGAACAACUUUUAAAAGAUACAGGAAGUAAAAAGAAUGGAAAAGAAAGAAGUGAAAUGGCUGAAAACUUGAAAAGAAGUUUGACGAAGGAUGACCCAUUACUUGAAAGUAAUACAUACGAUGGUGAAGCUGAAAAAAAUCUUAAAAAUUUGAGAAAUAAUGGAAUGACUAAAGGAAAGGAAAAUAAAGAUACAGGAUUGAGAGUAGGUUUAACGAAGCAUUUACCGGUACCUAAAGAACAGAUGGAUGGUACAAAAAUUGAUUUGCGAUCAGCGAUAUGCAUGCCUUCAUGUGGGAAUGGAGUAUCUAAAAAGAAAAAGCGAAAUCCAAAUAAUCUGGUUGCUUUUGAUAAUGAUACAGAUGAAAAUAUUCAGCAAAACAAUACCAGAGCGAAACAGUUUGAGUUAGGCACUGAUGUGAGUUUUCAGAACCUAUUUACCACUGUGCACAGCAACCAACAGCAAUCCAGAAAAAGCUCUCACAGAAAAAGUGUUACUUUUAAAACAAAUCAACAAGAUGAACUAGCUUUGCUAAGUAAUAAUAAUAAAGGGAUGUUGAAUUUUCAGUCUUCCAGUUCUAAGAAAAGUAAAUAUGAUGAUAAUGCUUUGUUGCGCUGUGAAAAGGAUUCAAUGAAGCAGCAUGAUACACUUCACAAUCAGGAUAAUUCAAUAUUAUCCUGUAAUUUUCCUGUGAGAAUUGAUGUCAAAAAUGUUGAUUCUUUAUCGAAGCUUUUUCGAAAUAUAUGGCAGAAACAUUCUGAAACACUUAUUAAAGAAAAAAUGAAAUCUAAAAUUCAAAACUCUUAUAGUGAAAUUUUAAUGAGACAACAUGAAACAAUGCAUGAGAGGAGAAGUUUACAAAGCAGUGUUGGACAGUCUGUUAACGGUCAGGUCAAAUUUACAAUACAUGACAGAGAUUUAGAUCCAGCACUUUAUGAAAAUGAGAACGAAAUUGGCAAAGUGAAAUCUGCAACGCUGAUUGUAAAUAACACAAAAUCAGAUUCAGAUCUUUAUAAAAUAGUUUGGGAGAAUCUUGCCGGGAAAAUAUUUGAUAAAGGCAGUCAAAAAUACAAGUCUGAAACUGGAAUGCUAAAAUCAAUAUGGCAAAGAACCUCAGAGUGCGAUAUAAUAAAAAAAGAUAGCAACAGUAUUGUGAGUCUUGAGAAUUCUUUUGAGAGUAUUGAAAGAAUUUUACUUGAGCAAGAAACAGAUUACUCAUCAGAAGAAGCACAGAAACACUCAAAUAGAGAUGAGUUCUGGAAAGAUUUCUGGCAUGGAAAUGGAGUUGAGAUUUCUUAUGAUAGUACACAUGAAAAUGAUUUAUUUGAAAGUUACAUCGAUGACACUACAAAAGAAGUUACAAAGAAACCACCUCCAAGAACUAAAAAGAAAAAAGUCAAAACAGGAGGAACUGCUGAAGGACAACCUGAAACUGACUUGCCACAAACCAAACUAAAACCGAUCAAGAAGCCAAGAACUCCUGUAAAAAAUUUGGAUGAAGAUAAUCCAUCUACACCAGUGCCAACUCCACGCAAAUCAACAGAAGCAACGUCAAAUAUUCAUAAUGAUGAAGAAUCUUUAGUUCCUGAAGCAGAAACAGUUCCAAAGACUACAGAGAGAAGAAGAAAGAAAACAAAAAAGCGCAGUACACCAAGAGCACUGCCUACUUCAGAAACAAGUCAGCAGGAAGAGAGAGCUGGUGAUGUAACUCCUCCUAUGAUUGAUGUUCCUGUCAAUCCAGAUGCUGUCGAUGCUCCUCCUAAUGAACCAGUUGCUGCUGUACAAGAUGAUGGAACUAUACUUGGUGUGACUGUUCACCAUUGUGAUCAAAUAAGAGUUGAUCCAAAAUAUAUUGCUCAUCCAUUGGUGAAAGUAUCGAUAGUCGAUAGUCUGACAGGACAGUAUUUAAAUAAAUUUGACAGAUCGCGGCAUGUAUCUUCAUUUUAUGAGAGUGAGCUUCUGAACUCCAUUGUACCAUUGAUGACACAGCCAUAUGACUUCAAAGUUAAUCGUUCCUUAUUACCAAGAUGGGAAGAACUUCUAAUUUUUAAUGAGUCUUUUAUGAAAUUAACUCGAGUAUCAACAGAUCCUGGUGUCGUAAAACCUGUCUUAUUUUUUGUUAUCAGAGAUUUUGUCACGAUGGCAAAAGCGAAUAACAAGAGAGGUGUUAAUGACAAAGGGUGGCACAAUAUAGCAUGGGCUUUUCUAAAGCUUGUGAAUGCCAAUGGACAACCAAACACUGGUAGAAAAAUGAGAUUGCAGUUGUUUUUCCCACCUAAAACAAGACGCAAUCAACAAGAUACCAAUUUUGAGCCUGCACAUGACUGGUGGUUAAAUCAUCCAAGACAGAGAUAUCCAUCUACAUUACAUGUUACUGUGAAACCUAUUGUACCUCCAUCAUCUGUCGCUGCUUCUUCAAGAUCAAUGUUUGCAACUCAACCAGAAGAAGGUCUUUCUACUUUUAAUGAAAUGCAUAAUUCACUGGAGCAAGCCGAAUCUGAGAGUAGAUCUCUGGCACAAGAAGAUGAUCUUGCUGCAAUGCAACUUUGGUCAAGAUUACCUGGUCAGACUUGUAAAAUUCCGAAUGCUCCAUUAUUGAGGUUCUGGGGUGGUUCAGAGGGAGCUUUUACACUUCAAUUCUCUCACAGAGGUACAAGAUUAGCAGUCGCUUGCAGACAUGAAACAACUUAUCCUAUAUUGUUGUAUGGAAUUCCUAAUGGUGAAGAUAUCGGAGUUAUAACUGGUCAUCAACAACUUGUCUAUGAUUUACAGUGGUCAAAAAAUGAUAGAUAUUUAUUAUCUGCUUCUGCUGAUGGAACUGCUCAAGUUUGGGAUAUGGAUAGAAGAGAAAAACCAGUGCAUACGCUACCUCAUCCAUGCUAUGUGUACUCUGCAUCUUACCAUCCAACUGCUCAGUAUUUGAUUGCAACAGGUGGUUAUGAUACAACUCUUCGUGUGUGGAACAUUGCGUCAGUGGCUUCACAAUUAACACAAGAAUUAGAUGGUCAUAAAGCUAUCGUCAAUUCUAUUAUAUUUGACCAAACAGGUCUCAACAUGUACAGUGCAGAUGGUUCUGGUGUUAUAAUUUGCUGGAAUUCCCCAGCACAAGAGAAAGCAAAGAAAAGCGUGAAAACGAAUUGGUCAAUCAAAUCUAAAAUUGAAGACCGUGAUUUGGCAGGUAUCUGUAUCAACAGCUUACGACUUCACCCUCAUAACAACAAGAUACUGAUUCAUUGUAGAGAUUCAACUGUUAGAAUACUGGAUGCAAGAAUACAUUCUAUAAAGAAAUUUGUUGGUUUACUAAAUCAUCGGCAAUUACUUCGGUCAUCAGUUACUCCGUGUGGUAGCUUUAUAUUUUCUGGAAGUGAAGAUGGUUGUGUUUAUGUGUGGAAUGUUGAAACAGGAGACCAAGUUGCAAUUUACAAUGAACUUGGAUAUACAAAUGCAGUACAUUCAGUAAUAUAUCAUCCACAUGAUCACAUGGUUGCAUUUUGUUCUUAUGCUCCUAAUCAGUCCAUCUUACUAUAUAAGUUCAAUAGUGCAGUUGCAACUAUGGAAGCUGGAUUUAGAGUUGAUGAUUUUGUAGAUUCUAAAACAAAGCUUGGAAGAUCAGAAGAGCCAGCACCAAGCAUCAAUGCUCAAAUUGAAGCGUCGAAAGCUGCAGUGAAGAUAGAAAGAAUUAAACAUCAACUGGAUUCUGUUCUGACAGAUACAAUGCCAGUAGGUUCUCAUCUUUUGCCACCCAUUCCCAGAGGCCAGGAUGCUCAAGUAAUCACACCAAGGAAAUCACCACGUUCUACAUCCCCAUUUGGAAGACCAACUACAAGUCCUGGACCUUUAAUGUCAACAUGGGGAUCCACUUUUGAUUCAACUGCUGCUGGAAGUCUGCUUGCACCAUCUUACAUGUCACCACACGCAAGUCCAGAAGUACGAGCAAUGGCACAACAGUAUGCAAGAACUGGUAGGCAAGACCAAUCAGGGAUGUGGAAGCCUGGUGUAUCACCUGUUGGUGGAAGUCCAUAUCGGAUGCAACCUGUAGGUAUUCCACCUGACGUUUCAUUUUCAAUGGGCAAGGAUGGGAAACAAAAACUCAACAUAACUUCAACAUCUGGAGCUAAACCUCAAUCUGUGGUUGUGGUCUUAUUUGAUUACCAAGCUAAUCGUUCUGACGAAUUGACAGUCGUACGAGGCGAUGUUAUUCGAGUUUUAUAUAAAGAUAGUGCUAACUGGUGGUUUGGUGAAAAAGAUGACGGAAAACAAGGAUAUUUUCCUAGCAAUUAUGUUGAAGAACAAGUUUCUACAGCUGAAAUCAAACAAUCUGACGCAGAUACAUCAGUAUUCGGAGUACCAGAAAUACCUAAGGAAAAGAAGGUUUAUGCUUUGAAAAUGCCUGGAGGAAGACUUAACUUUUAUUCUCAAAGUGAAUCAGAAGGUGACGACGAGAGAAUGAGUAAUGCAAGUAUUAGUUCAAGGCAGAGAAGAAGAGAAGCAAAACUGAGGGAUACUCUAGAAAAAAGUAGAAAUACGCCAAGUCCAAUGACAGUACUUGAUAAGAAUGCUAAAACUCCUGAACAGACUUUUCCAAAGUCUAUUUUGCAAAAGAAUUCUCCAAGGGAUAGAGUUGCGGAUCGAGAUCCUUCUUCUGAACAUGUGAACAUAAAAGAAGUGUCCUUUGCUGAUGACAAGAAAUCCAAAAAUUCCAAAGCAAAACAGAAAUUACUUGACUCGAUUCAAUCAGCUAUCCAAAAAUCUGAAUCUCCAGAAUCUCCUAGUACUUCAAAAUGCCUUCUCCUUCUGUUACCCCACGGCAAUCUAAAAAACCUAAAACAAGUGCAAAAUCAUCAACGAAGCCGAAAACUGCAACACCAAAGCCGAAACCUAAUUAUGAAGAAACAAGUUUAAAUGAAAAUUCUGAUAUAAAAGCAACACCAAAGCCGAAACCUAAUGAAAUUCCUGAUGCAAAACCAGAAACAUCUAUUCGCUCAACUUUUGGCAUACUAAAAUCCGUCCAAGCAUUAAUGAACAAAAACGACAGUGAAUCUGCAUUUUCGCAAUCUGUGCUUAGUGGUCCAGGUCUCUCUACUCCAAAAUCCAAACCUCUAGAUACCCCAAGUGGAUUCAGACCUCCAAUUCAUAGUACUGCUGUGAAAAAGCCCCGGAAUCCAGUUGAAAAUGACGAAGACCCCUUAACUUCUCCCCCACCUGCUGGUUCUGUUGUCAGAAAAGCGAGAGCUCUACCCAAAAUAGGAAAACCUCCCAAGGAAGACACAAUACCGAUGGUCACCUUGAGUAGUUCCAAGAGUGGAAAAGCUUCAUAUUCAGGAUCAGUCAACCCUGCAUUCGAUAUGCCUCACUAAAAUAGUGCUCAUGGUAAUUCAAACGUGGUCAAAUGCGUAUGUUACCAUUGGUUGCCAAUUAUUAGGUUUCUGAAUUACGGCAAUGUUGGUUGUUUGGUUUUUAACAGCAGAUUUUCAAGUUCUUACAAGAGUUUCAAGAAUCAAAUCUAUAUAUUAGAUGAAAGUUACAAGGCAAUUAAAUAUUGUCUUCCAUAAUUAGAUUACUACCGUAUGUAUUUAGUUGUUAUAUAUCCACUGUGUUUUGCACUGCAUUUUCAACAUGUGCCAAUCUUAUUGUGUGAUCCAUGGUACAGUCCCACAUUUUAUUUUGUUGCUGGCAUUUUGUAAACGAUAUAUCUUUUACUGAAUAAAGGGUCUUUGACAUACAAAAUGUUAUGUUUUUAUAUGAUUUCUUCACUCUUUUUGUAUGGGCCGAUGUUACACAUAUUUUGCUCACUAUCCUCGUUUGAAAUUUGACUGCUGAUAAAAAUAUUACAUCCAUUGGCACAAAAUUCUCUAUCUUGUAUAUUUGUAUAGUUUUACCAUAGGUCAUAUAUUUGUUUGGGUAUAUUAUGUCGUAUUUGUGUUUUAGCUGCUAUUUCUGUAUAGUAUGAUGCGACUGUUGGCACCAUUCCUGUGUUUUGAGCGUGGCCUCUCGAUAGCGUGAUAUAUAUUGUAUUGUUUAACAUAGGUUUGAAGAGGUGUAUUAUUUUGGGCUUUACCCAACAUUUUCAUAUAACUUGUAUUAUGCUAUUUUUACACAUUUUAAUAUAUUUUAGUAUGAAAAUACAUAUAUUCAUUAUA
This is a messenger RNA of Styela clava, 6503 nucleotides long. The record is from RefSeq and is a predicted model, not a curated record. NCBI's taxonomy places the organism in Eukaryota, Metazoa, Chordata, Ascidiacea, Stolidobranchia, Styelidae.